Molecule: messenger RNA, 744 nt
Organism: Capsicum annuum
Lineage: Eukaryota; Viridiplantae; Streptophyta; Magnoliopsida; Solanales; Solanaceae
Product: histone H2AX
Exons: 1
Coding region: 152-577 (141 amino acids)
Cellular component (GO): nucleosome
Molecular function (GO): DNA binding; structural constituent of chromatin; protein heterodimerization activity
Source: RefSeq, a predicted model, not a curated record
ACGUUGGCGAUCCGUGUGGAGCCUAAACGAACCAAUCAAAUUUCUCACCUCUACUCUAUAUAAGCAGAAUCCAAAGAAUGGAAAAAAAACAUCGCCAAAUCAAAAUUUAAAUUCCGUAUACCACAGCUCUUCCUUCUUUUCAAUCAUCAAGAUGCCUUCACCAACAGCAACAAAAUCCGUUGGUGGGAGAGGAAAAGCCCAAAAAGUUCCAAAAUCCGUAUCCAGAUCUCAAAAGGCAGGUCUCCAGUUCCCUGUUGGUCGAAUUGCUCGUUUUUUGAAAAAAGGUCGUUACGCUCAACGAGUUGGCUCUGGUUCACCUGUUUAUCUCUCUGCUGUUCUUGAGUAUCUGGCUGCUGAGUUAUUGGAACUAGCUGGAAAUGCCGCGAGGGAUAACAAGAAGAACAGGAUUGUUCCGAGGCAUAUACAACUUGCUGUGAGGAAUGAUGAGGAAUUGAGCAAGUUGUUGAGAUCUGCUACCAUUGCUAAUGGUGGAGUUUUGCCAAAUAUUCAUCAGAAUUUGCUUCCUAAAAAGAUCGUCAAAGGGAAAGAAAGCGGCUCUGUUUCGCAGGAAUUUUAGAUGUCUAGGUGUUGGCUCGGGGAUUUUGAUUUUAGGGUAAAUUUAGUGGGGAUUUGUUAAAAGUGUUUUAUGUUACUAAUGGCAAGUUUGUUUCUUAUUAUCUUUUGAUGAAAAAUGUGGAUGUUACUGAAGAUAGAUUAAUGGAUUUCUUAUGAUUGUUAGAAGAA